AUGACAAAAUUAUGACUGUUAUAACCAAAAACCGACUACGAACACGUGUUUUUAGUGUAACUGACUGAAAAAAUAGUACAAAUUGUCGAUGAGCAUGGGGGAUUCAACAGAUGGAUAUUUCAAGAGUUACGAGGAUCUGGAGGUUCAUCAACUGAUGCUUGAGGACAGACCACGGACUAUUGCUUACAAAAAUGCGAUAUUUGCUUGUCGGGAAAAAUUCCAAAAUAAAAUUGUAAUGGAUGUAGGAGCUGGUACAGGCAUUCUCUCAGUGUUUUGUGCUCAAGCUGGGGCUUCCAAAGUUUAUGCAAUAGAAGCCAGUGAUGUGGCUGCAAUAGCAAAAAAAGUAGUGCAUGAGAACAACUUUCAAGAUACAAUAGAAGUUAUUCAAAGUCGUGUGGAGGAUCUGAAAGAUGUAAAAAAUAUAGAAAAGGUUGAUAUCAUAGUCUCAGAGUGGAUGGGAUUCUAUCUAGUACAUGAAGGGAUGCUGGAUUCAGUACUCCUUGCUAGAGAUCAGUUCUUACGAGAAGAUGGACUCAUAUUUCCAAAUGAGGCCAGACUUUUUGUUGCCCCAUGUGAAUUACCAUCCCUUUAUGAUUUCUGGGACAACUUAUAUGGAGUCAAUAUGAAAUGUCUUGGCAAAGAACAAAGACGGUUAAAAUCAAUGAAGCCGGAGAUCUUGGCAGUAGAUAAAAAAGACCUACUUUCGGAUGGAACAAUGCUUGUUUGGCUAGACCUGGGUAGUGUGACAUCUUCAGAACUGGAAUUUCUGGGAGCUGAGGACAUAGUUGUACCAUGUAGUCGGGAUGGUAGAUACCAGGGAGUCUGUAUUUGGUUUUCCGUCAUGUUUCCUGAUGAGUCAGAAUUGUCAACUAGUCCACAAAAUGCUUUAACGCAUUGGAAACAAACUGUAGUUGUAUGGCCUGAGGACACAGAGGUGGAGAAGGAUGAACCAGUUGCAUUUAGGCUGCACCUGAAAAGAGAUAUCUUGAAUCAAAGGACUUAUAAUAUGGAAUUAACCAUGCUGGAUCCAGAAGAUGUAGAGCAUGAUAUUCCUUGCCAAUGUAGUAUGACCAAAUGUAUUGUAACUAGAGCUUACAUCGAUGAGCAUCCCGAUUGCAGUACAAUUAAUAAUGAUGUUUAAUUAUUAUUGUAGAAUCUUGUGAUUGUGGCGUGAGUUCAUUCGAGCACAGUGUAAUUCGAAUACGCGAUACCUUUUGUAAUUUGUUAAGACUCCGUUGUAAAUAAAGAAAACUGAAAACUGAA
Molecule: messenger RNA, 1263 nt
Organism: Athalia rosae (coleseed sawfly)
Lineage: Eukaryota; Metazoa; Arthropoda; Insecta; Hymenoptera; Athaliidae
Gene: Art8
Product: protein arginine N-methyltransferase 6
Exons: 4
Coding region: 89-1141 (350 amino acids)
Biological process (GO): peptidyl-arginine methylation
Cellular component (GO): nucleus
Molecular function (GO): protein-arginine N-methyltransferase activity
Source: RefSeq, a predicted model, not a curated record